AAAUACAUUAAAAAAGAGAGAGAGAGAGAGAAAUCAUGGGAAAAGGUGGUGGAUGUGUUUCUAGCAAAAACAAAACUUCCAAAUCUUCAAAUUCUAAAAAAAAUUCCAUCAAUACUCCUUCAUCAUCAACCAAAAACCUUAAAAUAUUUAUCGUAUUUUAUUCGAUGUAUGGACACGUGGAGAGCUUAGCAAGAAGGAUUAAGAAAGGAAUAGAAACUGUGGAAGGUGUGGAAGGGAUACUGUAUAGAGCACCUGAAACGAUAUCGGAAGAUGUCCUUCUGAAAAUUCAGGCCCCACUUAAAGAUGACACGAUUCCCGUAAUAUCAUCACCAGAAGAUCUUGUUGAUGCUGAUGGGUUCUUGUUUGGGUUUCCCACCAGGUUUGGUUGCAUGGCGGGUCAGAUGAAGGCAUUGUUUGAUUCAACUGGGAAUUUGUGGAAGGAGCAAAAGCUUGCUGGAAAGCCUGCUGGUUUUUUUGUGAGUAGUGGUAGUCAAGGAGGUGGACAAGAGACCACCGCUUGGACAGCAAUAACUCAACUAGCACACCAUGGAAUGCUCUUUGUUCCAAUUGGCUACACUUUUGGAGCCGGCAUGUUCGACAUGGACACGGUCCGAGGAGGUUCACCGUAUGGGGCCGGGGUCUUCGCUGGAGAUGGUUCGAGAGAAGCUACCGAAGGAGAGUUAGCGCUCGCAGAAUAUCAAGGCAAAUAUAUGGCUACAUUUGUUAAGAAAUUGGUUCAUGGUUGAUGAGGAAAUUGAAGUUCUUUUACUAUAAAAGGCUAUAGAUUGUUUGUUGAUUGGUUUGCACUUUGAAUAUUAGUUUGUGUUCUUCAUUGAUUUCUUUGUUUUAAACAUUGAUCAUCGACAAUUAUUAUUAUGUUAGGGUGCUUGGCUAAGCUAAUAAGUUUGUUA
Molecule: messenger RNA, 911 nt
Organism: Solanum pennellii
Lineage: Eukaryota; Viridiplantae; Streptophyta; Magnoliopsida; Solanales; Solanaceae
Product: probable NAD(P)H dehydrogenase (quinone) FQR1-like 2
Exons: 3
Coding region: 36-746 (236 amino acids)
Molecular function (GO): FMN binding; NAD(P)H dehydrogenase (quinone) activity
Source: RefSeq, a predicted model, not a curated record